GUUUGACAAAUAAGCCAACAAGAGGUUUUAGUUUAGAUGGCUUUUAGUUUAUAAAGAUGGAAAAAAGACCGUAUAACUUGCUUAUUGCUGCUACAGGAAGCGUAGCAGCGUUGAAGAUACCAAUUCUAGUGAAAUCUCUAUUAGAAUUGAACAAAACCAACGAGAGAUAUUAUUUUGAGGUACAUCUUAUUGUCACAGAACACGCGAAGCACUUCUUCGACUCGUCGGAGUUGCCGCCAAAUGUGAUUGUCUAUGACGAUAACAUGGAAUGGCAGGCUUGGAAGCAGCGGGGUGAUCCGGUGGUGCACAUAGAACUUGGGAAAUGGGCUGACAUGAUGGUAAUUGCACCGCUGGAUGCGAACACGUUGGCUAAAAUGGCACAGGGUAUAUGUGAUAAUCUUCUGACCUGCACAACACGAGCGUGGGACAUGAAGAAGCCAUUGCUAUUCUGUCCCGCAAUGAACACUAGGAUGUGGGAACACCCCGUUACGUCCACACAUAUUACAUUGUUGAAAGAAUGGGGCCAUAUUGACAUACCUCCGAUAAGCAAGAACUUGAUCUGCGGAGACACUGGCAUGGGCGCCAUGGCUGAAGUUGAAACUAUUGUGAAAAAAAUUAAAAGUAUUUUUGAUGAAAGAGUCAGUUAGUUAAUAGGUGUUUGGGAAUAGAUAUUUUUGUAGAUUUGAAUUCCAAACUUUAAGUCCAAUAAUACCAUUCAAGUCAUAUUACAUACCGAACUCAAUUUUCUAAAACUAGCUUUUAAACCCUU
Molecule: messenger RNA, 769 nt
Organism: Pectinophora gossypiella (pink bollworm)
Lineage: Eukaryota; Metazoa; Arthropoda; Insecta; Lepidoptera; Gelechiidae
Gene: Ppcdc
Product: phosphopantothenoylcysteine decarboxylase
Exons: 3
Coding region: 57-647 (196 amino acids)
Biological process (GO): coenzyme A biosynthetic process
Cellular component (GO): phosphopantothenoylcysteine decarboxylase complex
Molecular function (GO): FMN binding; phosphopantothenoylcysteine decarboxylase activity
Source: RefSeq, a predicted model, not a curated record